Messenger RNA from Emericellopsis cladophorae, 2394 nucleotides. Its product is annotated as ATP-dependent DNA helicase-like protein. Bases 1 to 2394 code for a protein of 797 amino acids. The record is from RefSeq and is a predicted model, not a curated record. Lineage: Eukaryota; Fungi; Ascomycota; Sordariomycetes; Hypocreales; Bionectriaceae. The transcript has 2 exons. Gene Ontology annotation, molecular function: ATP hydrolysis activity; DNA helicase activity. Gene Ontology annotation, biological process: telomere maintenance; DNA repair.
AUGUUCGCCCAGGCCAACAAGAAGUUCGUGGCGAAGGCCCCCCCACCGCCAACGAGCUUGGGCAAGCAGUUGUUCCCUUCCAGCAGCCCAACCUGCACCAGCGACAUACGGGAUCAAUUCAAGAAACCAAACGCAACUGGACAUGCGACGCAGUCGGCGAGGAGCGGGAGGGAAGCAGGGUCAAUGCAGGAUGGGGACCGGCCGUCGGCACACAAAGGAGCAAAUCACCAAACUCUCGCAGCUCUUUACAGCAACGCCAACAACGCAUUCAGCCAUAGCAAGAACGAGGUGGUCGACUUGACAGGGUCCGAUUCCCACUUUAAGGGCAAAGCUGAAGUCAUGCUGUUAGAGGACGACUUUAGCGAUGACGAGGAUCUGGAUCUGGAUUUCGAGGCGCCCUCUGCGCUACCUACGAUGCCGAAGAAAGCUCAGGCUGAAACAAAGGAGAACAUGCCGCCCCCUCCUACCCCAACACAACCCAUGGAAUGGUCGUCCUCGCCAGCCUCGCAUUGGGUCCCCCCACAACAAGCUCACGAGCUUGAGCGGACGGACACUCGAGAGAAGUCAAUGAAGCGAAAUUCUUCAGAAGAGGACAACUCAUUCGGGCUUCCCGCUCCGAAGAAGCGAGUCCUGCCUUGGGCGAAAGACGAGGAUAGCUUCUCGGUAAAGACACCUACCCACUCUUCGCGGAAAGAUUUUCUCGACCCUAGCGCUAGUGCCAUCAAAGAGCAGAAAUUAAAGCUGAAGAAUCAGCGUCAGCCUCAAAUAUCAGAACCCGGGAACGAUGGUGCGCGUGGUGCGACAGAGACUGCCAACGGCGGAGCCAAGACUACUGCCUUCUCACUCAGCAAGGAGCAGCGCAACGUGCUUGACAUGGUCGUCAACAAAGGGCAAAGCGUGUUCUUCACCGGUGCAGCUGGAACAGGAAAGUCUGUUCUGAUGCGGGCGAUCAUCGAGGAGCUCAAAAAGAAAUAUGCGAAAGACACGGAGCGUGUCGCAGUCACAGCGUCAACAGGUUUGGCCGCGUGUAACAUUGGUGGCAUCACGCUGCACAGCUUCUCAGGCAUCGGGUUGGGCAAGGAGGAACCAACGCAGCUCAUCAAGAAGAUCCGAAGGAAUCCCAAGGCGAAGAACCGUUGGCUCAAAGUAAAAUGCUUGAUCAUUGAUGAGAUAUCCAUGGUCGAUGGCGAAUUAUUCGACAAGCUGUCCCAAAUUGGGCGCACUAUCCGCAACAACGGCAGGCCUUGGGGCGGUAUACAACUCAUUAUCACAGGCGACUUCUUCCAGUUGCCUCCCGUUCCUGAUGGCGAGAACAAGCGGGACAUCAAGUUUUGUUUCGAAGCCAGCACAUGGAACACAUCCAUCGACCACACCAUCGGCCUGACAGAAGUCUUCCGACAGCGCGAUCCUCAGUUUGCAAAUAUGCUCAACGAGAUGCGCCUCGGGGAGAUCAGCGCAGAGACCGAGAGAGCAUUCCGAGCACUAUCCCGACCCCUUUCCUUCGACGACGGCGUCGAUAUGGCGCAGCUGUACCCCACACGAAAUCAAGUCGAGACUUCCAACGCAACACGGCUCCGUGCCCUACCUGGUGAAGCCCGACGAUACGAAGCGCUCGACUCAGGGGAUCCCAAAAUCCGAGACAAGCUCUUAUCGAACAUGAUGAGCCCCAAGACUCUAGACCUCAAAGUUGGCGCACAAGUGAUGCUCAUCAAGAACUGGAACGAGUCCCUGGUGAACGGCACCCUCGGCAAGGUCAUUGCUUUCUCAGACGAGAAGACAUUUGAGAUGAACGGUGUUGAUGAUUUCGACUCGAACAUGGACGACGCCAUGGCCAAAGCUCGCAGGAAGCUCAAGGGAUUCAGCCGUGACAGCGAUACAGAUUCUUCUGCCUCGAGUGGCCAGAUUCUUCCGGUCGUUCAGUUCAUUGACAUCGAUGGGAACCCCAAGAUUAUCUUGUGUCAGCCUGAAGACUGGAAGGUCGAGUUACCCAACGGCGAAGUCCAGGCGAAGAGGUCCCAGCUGCCCCUCAUUCUGGCGUGGGCUUUGUCCAUCCACAAGGCUCAAGGGCAAACGCUGGAGAGAGUGACAGUAGACCUGGGCAAGGUUUUCGAGAAAGGCCAGGCGUACGUUGCGCUCAGUCGUGCUACCAGUCAGCAAGGCUUGCAGGUGAAGAACUUCCACAAAAGCAAGAUCAUGGCCCACCCACGGGUUUGCGCCUUCUACAGGAAGCUCUACAGCGUCGAUGUGGCUUCUAGUAGAAUGGCUCCAGCAGCGCCCAAAGUAGCAGACGUGUUUGCGAGUCGGAAGGAGGCGUAUAGGGGUCCCAAGCAGCUGCCGCCGCAAGACGAAAUGGACCCAGAUGAGGAAGCGAUGAGAGAUAUGGGUUAUUAUUAA